UCCUGGUUUUCGGGGUUUCAACAUGUUGCUUGCGCCAUGCGGUGCUUCUCAACCACCAGUUCGUGUUCCGGCAGGGAGGCGCAGUUGGAGGCCUUUGGGCGCCUUCGGCCCUUUUGGCCUUGAGGGCACCAGGCCAUCGACACUCAGAACGCCUCCCAGGCGCGUCCGUACGCGCGCGGCGUCCGCGGCGUCCGCGGCCGCGUUGUCGGUCCUGGUGGUGGGGGGCUCCGGCCGUGUGGGCGGCUCCACGGCACGGUGGCUGCAGCGUUUGUCUCAGCAGGAGGGCCUCGACCUGCGGGUGGCGGUGGGGGGCCGCAGGCGCGAGAACUUCGCCGCGUGGUGCCGGCGUGUGGGGGAUGCGGGGGAGUUGGGCGAGGUGGAAUUUGUGGAGAUUGAUCACUCCCGAGAAGAGUCCGUAGAACAGGCGCUGCGUGAAACCGACUGGAGCCUGGUUUUGCACACCGCUGGGCCCUUCCAAGGCAUAACGCAGCCCACUAUUCUCAAGCAGGCCAUCCGCGCAGGAGUGCCCUAUGUGGACGUUUGUGAUGAUACUGAGCUUUGCAAAGCGGCAAAAGCCCUGACAUCGCAAGCAAAAGAGGCAAAGGUGCCGGCGGUGGUGUCGGCCGGCAUUUGGCCGGGAGUCUCUGCGCUGAUGGUUUGUGAAGCUCAAGAGCGCUUGGGUGCGAUAGAGGAGCUGGAGCUGAGCUUCCACACCUCGGGCACCGGAGGGGCAGGGCCCACCAUCGUGAGCGCCACCUUCCUGCUGCUGGCGGAGCAACCGCUGAACUUCCGGGAUGGUGCAGAAAUCCGAGCCGAGCCCUGGGGCAAUCGACGGCUUGUCGACUUUGGCCCUGGAGUGGGUGAGCAGUAUGUACAUCUUCUGGAUGAGCCGGAGGUGAAGCGGAUGUCUGGCGUAGAUGUUGCAGCCUUGCCCCAUGCAGUCCAUGACUUCAGGGAGCAUUCUACGCAACAAAGUGAGUGUGGUGAGCUUUGAGUCGAUGUAUGAGCUUGAAUGUUUUGACUGGCCCGAGGAAACCUGUCGUUGUUAGUCAAGGCGUGAAGUGCACUAAAAGACGCAGCGAUUCGGCAGGUGUACACCUGCCACGAGUGCCUGGGCAUCCCGACGAUUUCCUCUAGCUUUGGCACUGCUCCAGAUGUGUGGAACUGGAUGUUCGGAGCGGUGCGGGUUUUGCCGCCCUCAGUGCUGGGGAACCGGGGCCUCAUGCAGGCCGUGGCCAACUUCUCCAUGCCCAUCAUCUCGGCGGUGGACCGCCUGGUGGGAUCCAAGAACGCCAUGCGCCUGGACGCCAGCAGCGGAGAGCAGCGCCUCACGCUGCGGGUGAGCCACGCGGACCUGGAGGACUGCGUGGGGCUGGCCACCGCAGCCUUCGGCCUGGAGGUGCUGCAGCAAAAGGUGCCGCCAGGCGUGUGGUUCCCUGCGGAGAUGAGCGCCAAUCGAGCCAGCAUCUUCCGGCGUGUCAGGCAUGGCAGCAUCCUGUGGGAGAUGUGACCUUAGUUUGGGGAUGUCUCAGUGGUGGUUUCCUUUGGAAACCAACUUGGGGGCCACCUUUGGGACAAACCGGUGUGAGCCGCGAGCAAAUAGGGCCCGCUGG
Messenger RNA from Effrenium voratum, 1613 nucleotides. The record is from the annotation of a GenBank genome assembly. NCBI's taxonomy places the organism in Eukaryota, Dinophyceae, Suessiales, Symbiodiniaceae.